GUACGGGAUAUCUUAUCAUGAUAACGAUAUGCUGCGGUUGAAAAUCGUAAGACAGAACAUGACUCGUCGUAAGAGAAUAUACUUGGUUGGACUGUUUGUGAUAGUCUCUGCAUUAACAACUAUUCAGUUCUUGAAAGGGCAUUACGAAGCACGCAGAAAUAGACUGAAGAUAUUGGAUGACUAUUUGGAAAGUGUAGGAGCAAAUCUGACUCAGACUAGCAUACAAAGACUUCCCAAUGCAAUUAUCAUUGGGGCUGAAAAAUGUGGAACUGGGGCAUUGACUCGGUUUCUCGCUCAACAUCCGUUGAUAAAAGCACCAAUAAAUUUGGAAAGAUUUUUUUUCAACAACGAGCAUUAUCAAGAUAGCAUGGAGAAAUACAUAAAAUCAUUACCGGCUGCUAAAGAUUACGAAAUUGUUAUUGAAAAGACUCCCGCAUAUUUAAAGGCCCUCGGAACAUCUGAAAGAAUACAUAGAACGAUUCCGGAUGCAAAAAUCAUUUUACUUCUAUGCGAUCCAGUCAAUAGAACAUACUCGGAUUUUUUACAGCACAAAAAUAUUGGAGAUAUCAACGAAGCAGCGAAUUUCGAUACGUUUGUUGGAAGGGAAAUCGAGAAGUUGUACGAGAACUUCGAGAAGUAUGCGACGUUUCAUGAGAAAGUGUUUGAAAACUAUGUAUUAUCUGGAGAAGCUAAUUUUCAAUUGAGUCACAUCGUUUCGAGUGGAAUGUAUUAUUAUUAUGUCAAAUACUGGCUCAAAACAUGGAAAUUGAACGAAAACUUUCUUAUUUUAAACGGCGAGACAUUUCUUCGAACACCAUGGAAGACUCUUGACAAAGUACAACAAUUUUUAGGCAUUCCUAAAAUAAUCAAUGAAAACGAUUUUAAACAACAAUCUACAGGAUUCUACUGUAUCCAUCAACUAUACAACAAAGAGUUCCUGUGUUUUUCAAAGAAUAAUAAAGGAAGGUCGAGACUCCAAAAUCAUGAGUGGGCACCUGAAAUACUUCGCAAAUUUUUCGCCAAGAGUAACGAAAAAUUAUAUUCAUUAAUUGGGGAAACAUUCGACUGGCAAUGAGAAUGAGUAUUAUUCAGAAAUUUCAAUAAACGUUAUCAAAAAGUCG
This is a messenger RNA of Styela clava, 1121 nucleotides long. Its product is annotated as heparan sulfate glucosamine 3-O-sulfotransferase 1-like. Gene Ontology annotation, molecular function: [heparan sulfate]-glucosamine 3-sulfotransferase activity. The record is from RefSeq and is a predicted model, not a curated record. NCBI's taxonomy places the organism in Eukaryota, Metazoa, Chordata, Ascidiacea, Stolidobranchia, Styelidae.